AUGUUUGAGCCAGAAGAACCAGAGAGCUUCAAUGAGAACAAGAUGUGGUAUGCACAAUUGGUAGGCCCUUGCCUCACUGACCAUGGUGAUCAAAAGUGGCGAGCAGCCAUCUCAACACCCAGUGGCAUUGUGAUCUGCCCUCCAUGGUAG
This is a messenger RNA of Cladocopium goreaui, 150 nucleotides long. Lineage: Eukaryota; Dinophyceae; Suessiales; Symbiodiniaceae. The record is from the annotation of a GenBank genome assembly.